Molecule: messenger RNA, 737 nt
Organism: Rubroshorea leprosula
Lineage: Eukaryota; Viridiplantae; Streptophyta; Magnoliopsida; Malvales; Dipterocarpaceae
Source: the annotation of a GenBank genome assembly
GUCUCAAUGUUAAAGUUCAAAGGAGGAGAUGUCAAAGACAGCAACCAUAGUUGGAAGUGCUGCUUUUGUGAUAUUAAUCGUUGGAUUCUUUUGGUUCUGCAAGUCACAGUCCAAGAACUUGUCUAAUAGGAAUUCCGAGACAGUGGAGUGGAACAGAGAAGCUGGACAAAGUUCAUCUUAUGGUGAGUCUUUAUUUGCACUACAUUGCCCACAACAGUUCACAAUGGAAGAGUUGGAGCAAGCUACAAGAAAAUUCAAUGGAAGUAACCUUAUUGGAUAUGGAAGCUUUAGUCAAGUAUAUAAAGGUUUGCUUUGCUAUACUAUUGUAGCCAUCAAAAGGCAACCAGGUGCUCAGGUCCAACCCCAGAACUUGUUUCUAAGGCUACUGUCAAGGAAGUGGAUCAAAAGAGUUUAUGAGUAUUUACCAAAUGGCAGCAUGCGCAAUCUCCUAUAUAACACUGGACUAGACUCAUCAACUAGACUAGAGUUCAAGCAGAGGCUAACCAUAGCUCUGGGGGCAGCUAAAGUCUAUGCGACUAUGCCAACUGCACAGCCUAAAGCCUCCGUUGGUACAUAGAAACUUCUAAACGGCCAAUGUCCUAGUUGAUGAGAACUUUAUAGCUAAGGUUGUAGAUGCUGGAGUGUUAAGGAUACUUGAAAAGAUAGAAGAAGAAGAUCCAUCUUGCACAACUACUGUUGAUGUUUUACAAGAUCUAGAGUAAAGACUGAUUUUUUCU